AUGGAAACUAAUGCGAAGCGAAAGCACCCUGAGAGAGGAUUUUAUGCAAGUCUAAAGGAUGGAGUUUGUCUAAAACCCAAGAGAGUGGCCUGCAAGCGUUUGAGAAAGGCAGACCAGGCAAAAUUUUACCCUAUUGAGGUUAGUACGAUUGUCUAUAAUUUUAUAAAUUCGCUGCUCAUUGUCUGUCUGUUUAUAUAGUCAUUGUUAUGUUCUAUAUGCUUUACUUUAGGACGUAUAGUCAAUGUUUAUACGCAUUUAUUCCAUUGGCAUUAAUAUAAUUUUGCCACUCGUUUAGAUUGUUGAACGGGACAAAGUUAAAGUUCACUAUAUAGGCUACCCAGCCAAAGACGACGAGUGGAGAAGCUGUUAUGAACUUAAAGGAAAUGGAGACUUUGGUCAAGUUAUACAACGCUAUCUGCCAGAUCGUUACUGUAUGAAAGAGUGGACCACGCUAUUGUUUGACCGUUUGAGGAGGAAGAUUAAGCUGUCGUUGUUCUCCACAAAAAAUUGCCCAAAGUAAGGGUCAAACAAGAAAUUAAAAUGGACGUAUAUGCGCAUUGCCUCAAGGGAAUUGGUAAACUAAGAUUUGACAAAGACCGAGCAGUACACUGUGUUAAUUCGCCUGCAGAUGCUGCGUUGGUAGAGCUUCUGGGUGAGAAAUGGUCGGAGAGAUUUUUAAACAUUAACUAUGACUUUAGCUAUGUGAUGAAGGGCACAAUUCAGUUCGGGACCCAUACCAAAGCUGCAAUAAAAGAAUUUGUUAAUAUUGGUGGGAACCUUUUUGAGAACCAGAUUGAAAAUGAAAUUGUUUUUGGGUUUACAUUUGUUAGAGGAGAUGGAGUAAAACAGGAGUAUACUAAUAAUGAGGAUUGGAAAUACUAAUAAAAUCUGUAUGUGCAUCAAUUUAUAUAUUAUAUAUAGUUAUAGUAAAAACUUUUGAAUCUUGUCAACCAUAAAAAUCACUCCAUAAAAAUCACUCCAUCAUUUUUGAAUUUUAGCAGAAUUCUUGAACUUGGGUACAACCACGUCUAUCUUGAUAUUUUGGAAUAACUUAAGUUUUUCAGGCCCUGUUAAGUCUCUCCACUUCAGGUUCUUGCUGUCUCUGCAUAUAUACCAGUAAAAAGGAAUCUUCAACAUUUCGUUGAGGUACUUCUCCCAACCUGCCACAUGUAUGUAUCUGGAUCUGUCAAAACCUUUAUUAAAAGACUUCUUCUUGUCAAUCGCAUCUUCCUUUCGUAACUGAAGUAUUAAGAGAUGGUCAGGUUGUCACAUAUUCUGAGAAAUAGGUGCAAAGGAUCAAUGAUAACAUGGUCAAGGGGAAUUGAUGGGAAUAAUGGAGCAUGUUUUACAUUAUAAUAUGUUGCCUGGCACUUUUUUCUUAACAGGUCUUGAAUUUCUUUAAUUGUCCUUGCUCCCUUGGAUUCAUCUAGUAAGGACCAUGAUUUUGUAGGAUCGUAGUGGUCAUACAGAGAGCAUUUGCACCGAAUACAUGGUUGGGUACCAAGAUCACAAAUACAGGACAGAAAUUUCCAGUCACCUCCUAGAAACCAUUCAAUCUCAAAGCACUGGCCCCCUAUAUAAAUACUUGACAGUUCUUCAACUUCAUUUCGAAUAUCAGCCAGGGCAACAUACCCCUGUGGCCUUUACCACUGCAACCAAGUGGUUUCCCUCAGCUGACAUUGCCUGCAAUCCUUCCUCUAAGAUAGUAAAUGUAAUGUUUAUUAGAUGUAAAUGUUCACCGACGUUAGUUCCAUCCCUGGAUAACUUCACCCUUAUCUUUGUUUGCCAAGGAUCCCUCCUCUUGACAACCAAUACUUUUACUCUGGCUUCCAGUCUGCUUUUGAUAGUUUGUUGCACUCCAACAGUGUUACCAAGUGUCUGGAACAAGUUCCACUUUUUAUUGAUUUCUUUUAUUCUGUCCUUGAUUUUCCAUGACCUUGGCAUCUCUUUACAUACCAUUGAUAUUUCAUGAUAUGCCAAAUCUGUCUUUGGUGUAUAGGAGUAAGUUGAUGUAGUGAACUGCUGAUUCGGUAAUUAAAUCUUCCAGUUCUUUGGCCAAAUGCAAGGUCUCUGACUCAUUAGUUGAAAAAUUAAAAACCUUUACUUCAGUUGCUAUAAAAUCAUUAGAACUAAAAAAUGAUAAGCCUGUUUCACAAUCAGUAAUGAGCUGUCCCUAAAUUCUUCCCUGGUGUCUCUUUGUAUAAUCACUAUACAAUUUUUUGUGGUCAGGACCCCUCGUUCUGGUAAAUAGAUAGAAAAACUUUAUUUAUCCAUGCUAACCCUGUCAACCAAGGCUGAUUUCACAGGGGGCGUGUAAAAAGCAAUUACAACAAUAUAGUAUUUAAAGCUAUUUACAAUCUAAAAUAUCAACUUUGUAAUAUGUCAUCCCACUUUUAUAGGUAAAAAAGUUUGUGAGUGACUCAGGACCCAUUUUAUUCAAAAUUUUGUACAUUAGUUUUGCUUUUGCCUUUUCUCUUAUUGACUGAAGUGGCUCCCAGCCCAGAGCCUGUAAAGCAAUAGUGCGAUCUAUAUUGUUGCUCAUACUCAUGAUAAUUCGAGCAGCUCCACCUCGAAGUUUCUGAAGUCAUUUUGACUGUGUUUCACCAUCACAUCCCACACUUCACAACAAUAAUCAAAAUGUGGACGAACAAUAGACCUUUCCAAGGUUAGGGACGCCAUCUUGAAUCUAUUGUUUUCACCAUUGUGUUUGCACCCCUUGCAAAUUUACCUAUAGGGAAUUCCAUUGUAUUUUCACCCCUUGCACUAUUGUGUUUCAUGAUGGCAUUGUUAACCUUGGAAAGGUCUAUAGCAUUAUAUAUCGAAAUAAUUGUGUCUUUAUUAACAAAAGGUUUAACACGACAGAGGCAGAGAUUCCGGAUGUUAUUUUCUUGCAAAUAUUUUCAGUAUUACUUUUCCAAGAUAAACACUGGUCAACUAUUUUUCCAAGAGUUUUGCAUUCAUAAACUUGUUUAAUUUGUUUGUUUUCAACAAUAAUAUUUGGAUGAAAAUUUUUUAUUAUUUGUUUUGAGCCAAUCAACAUGAAUUCAGUUUUAGCUACAUUCAAGCUAAGUUUAUUGCCCAUCAACCAGUUUCAAAGAUUUUCUAGAUUAGAAUUUACUGCAAUCUCAACAUCAGUCGUUGAGUCUCCAGAAGCUGUGAGAUUUGUAUCAUCAGCAAAUAGGCGAAGUCUUGUAUUAUCAAGGCACUCGGGCAAGUCGUUGAUGUAUAAUAAAAACAAUAAUGGUUCAUAAUAAUAUUGUGAUCAACAGUGUCAAAUGUUUUUAAAUCAAUAAAAACUGUUAAGUUAAAUAGUUUUCUAUUUAAAUUUACAUACCACUCGUUUGUACAGUCUAGUAAUGCUGUGGCUGUUGAGUGAGAUUUCCGGAAACCAAAUUGUGAAUUACUCAAUAAUCCAAAUUCAGUUAAAUAAUUGUAUAGUUGGUUAUACACAAUUCUUUCCAUGAUUUUGCUUAUUGCUAGUAAAACUGAAAUUGGCCUGUAGUUUCCUGGAAUAUUUCGUUGGCCAUUUUUAUAAAGCGGUGUUACUCUAGCUAUUUUCCAUUCAUCAGGAAAAAAAUAAAGUAAUAGCCUGAUUAAAAAUAAAUGUCAGUGAAUCUGAAAUAGCAGGUGCAGCUAUUUUAAUAAUUUUGCACAAAAUCUUAUCAAUGCCGGUCGCUUUAUUGGUUGAUAAUCCAUAUAAUAAAUUAAUUUUUUACAUAUGCCUUAAAGUUGCAACUGGAUGUACCAAUUCUAUCAGUCUUACCACUGCAGAGAUUCCAUGAGAGAGCACGCAUGCGCUGAGCUGAUCAUUACCAUGUUUCACUGGACGCCGUUUUGGCUUGCUGAUCGUGUUGAACACAAAUAUUUUUCAAAUAUCUUUAUUUUUCUUGCACAUCGAGUUGCAAUCGACAUCAAUCCAGCUACUUAAAGUAGUUGUGAACUACUUUUGGCUGUUUUGUCCGGGAAAUAUUUUCUGGAUAGAGGAAAUAUCCCGCUGCUAAAUCAUGGAUGAGCUCUAAACCAGUGUGAUUUCGAACCAGCCCUCGUCCAGUGAGCAAACCUCUGGUUCGGCGAUGCCGAAGCCAAAUACAAAUGCCAAAGAAAAAACUUCGAUUGAGAAUGGUGGUCGAGGGAAAAAAGCGAGUGAGAAACAAACUUGCAGUGCAGAGUCGGAUACUGCCGAAGGAGUUCCAAGCGAAGUCGAGGACUUCGAAAGCAAAAUAAAUGCAAAGAUAGACAAAUUAACAUCUAUUGUCAACGACGUUGCGGGCAUGAUACCCAUCGUUCGCGAGCUAAAAGCAGCUUACGACGAAGACUUAGUCGCAACCGACGCCGAUCUUCUGAGAAGCGAUUCAGACGGUGAGAAUAAUAGUGUCAAUAGCCAAAUUGACGAUUUGUCUAUGGCUACAGCGCCAGCUCCGAAAAAACGAAGGCUUGACAUAUCAGAGGGGGGUAUCGUGGAUUCCCUUGUGCUCGAAGUUACGGAGAAUGAGCAAACUGUUGCAGCGUUGCUAGAUAAAAUCGAAUCGGUUUUAAAUAGCAUUCUGGCACAUGGCUUAAAUGAACAGACUGCCAUUUCAAGAAAGGAAAAAAUUCGCCGACCAGACAAUUGUAAACUAUUACAAGUAACGAAAGUCAACCAAGAAAUCUGGGAUAUUAGCCAAAAAUCAACCAGAGCUAUGGAUGCUCGUUUGCAAAAAAUGCAAGAGAUGUUGAUAAAAGGCCUAACCCCUGUUGCAACACUUGCAGGUGAUGUAGGUGAAGCUGUAGAGGGCUCUUCUGACAUGCCUGAUAGAGCUGCUGUUUGGGAGGGGUUAUCUAAUGCUAUGGUGCUUAUUGCAGGAGCCAACCAUACACUAAAUAUGUGUCGUCGGGACCUUUUUAAGGCCGACCUUGACAAAGACUAUAAAACUUUAUGUAACAACAAGCACCCUGUUGAGGGUGAAUUAUUUGGUGAGGAUUUGAUUGAACGCCUCAAAACAGUGAAGGAGAGUAACAAGGCCUCCAAACAACUCAGACAUUCAGACUACCCAAGGGGGUCUGACAAUGAGAAAACAAUGCCACAAGGACAUUUUUUAUCCCAACGCCGGGGGAGGAACCGUUGGCAGCAAUGGGACCGCCCUCGGUUUACAAACAAGGCUGCAGCUUCGAAACAGAGAUACAACAAUCGGACAAUGGGGAGCAAGAGGGGGAAACAGAAAUAGACACUGCUUCCACAAAUGUGAGUAUCACACAUGCUAGGGAUGCUAGCAAACCUCUUUUAUAUUAUAAAGGUGAUAGUGUCGAAAGCAACACCUUUAUUGCAGGCAAUGUAAAAAAUUAUUUAGAUGCCUGGCAAAUGUUAACUUCUGAUAGCUCUAUUUUAACUGCUAUUAAUGGUUACAAAAUUGAUUUUUUCAUCCAGCCUGCUCAGUUGAAAGUCCCAACUGGACUUAGGUGCUCUUCUGUAGAGGCCACCAAUAUUUCACUGCAAAUAGGAAAAUUUCUCAAAAAGGGUAUUAUUAUAGAAACUUCAUAUGAGCCCAAUCAAUUUAUUUCACCUGUUUUUCUUAGUCAGAAGAAAGACGGGACAUUUCGUAUGAUCCUUAACCUAAAAGAACUGAAUAAAUGGGUUAAUUAUAAUGAUUUUAAAAUGGAUUCUAUCCACACAUGUACUGACCUUAUGAAACCCAAUUGUUACAUGGGGUCUAUUGACCUCCAUGAUGCAUACUAUUCCAUCCCUGUCCACAAAGAUCAUCAAAAAUACCUCAAGUUUGCUUCGGGUUGUAAACUUUAUCAAUUUACAUGCCUUGCUCAGGGUUUAGCAUGUGCACCACGAUUAUUUACCAAAGUAAUGAAACCUGUAUUUGCCACCCUCAGAGGAAAGGGGCAUUUAUCCAGUACCUACCUGGAUGAUUCUUGGUUAGUUGGAUACUCUUAUGAGGAAUGCAAAUCUAACAUUGAGGACACGACCACAGAUUAAGAGGACCAGAUGUCCGACUUCAUUGAAAAAAGCGUAAGGGCUUCGUCACUGCGCAUGCCGUACUGCGCAUAGCUUAGCAAGUGACUAGAGGCAGUCACCCCCCCGACAUUAAAUUUCAAAAUGGCGCGCAACAAUUUAUUUUGAGACAACAAACAUGAAAAUAAACUCUUUUUAUUUGCCCGAGAGAGGGAUUGUGUGGUUAAAUUUGUGUUUAAAACUUUCAACGUCAGUACGCGUAUUGGAAAAGUGAAUUCAUCACACUUAGUUUGCAAUAUUUUACGAUUUUUUCUCUUUUUCGAUCGUCGUAGGAGUGAAAACUAUAGGCGAAAUGAAAAUGCCACUUUGCUGAGGUAUUUGAAGUAUUUUUUUUACAAUGUACGAUGUGUUUUCUUGCACUUUCUACGAUGUCUGAUAUUCAUUGACAUCUGUGUGCAUAAUUUAUAGUUUACUUUGCAUAGAUAUUAACUAGAAGUUAGAUAAGUAAAUUCAUAUAUUAAUAGACAACUAGAUAUAAAGUUUGUCGACUAGAAAAUGUUUACAAAUUUUACAUUGUAUGUAUGAAUGUAUACAUAGUAUUUGUAAAUAUUAAGUUAAUUCAUCUAUUACGUAUUUUCUCUAAUAAAAAUCUUGUAACAGGAAAUGUGAGUUUCAGAAAAUGUGUGUCUCAGACAAAAUUAUUCUAGAAUAUUUAUUAAAUAUCUCACCUACAAACAACAAAUUCCCAUGAAGAGUGAUCCAAUCACAUUUUGUCCUGAUACAUGAAAGUGAGGUGCCCAGGCUAAACCGGCAUACAUGACAUAAUUAUUGAAAAAGCCUAAUUUGUUGUAAAAAUCUGUGUAACUACUCACUUGGUAAUGACUUUAACCUGCAACAAGUGUUAUCAUGCAACAAGUGUUAUCAUGCAAAUGUGCAACUCCCUGUUGUUGUUAUAUACUAAUAAUAUUUUACAUUAACCAAUUGAGUCGCAUUGCGGCCUGAUGCGCCCUACUUUAUUGUUUCACUCUGUCUAACGCCAGACGAUUUUACUUGUCAAGGGGAGAGCGCUGGCCCUUAAUGGGUUAAACAUUAACAAAAUUAAAUAGUAUAAAAAAUACAAUUCAACCUCAAUGCUCAAUGAAGUGGCCAUAAAGUAGACUUGGGGGGGGGGGGGGCUCCAAUGUCUAUUUAUUCAAAAAUCACUGAUUACAGUAAUAGGUAGACUGAAAAGAUGAAGAAGUGUUAACGAACACUGAUACAAAAACUUUGUGUCGACAUGUGUUGAACAUUAUAUUUAUGUGUGAUUAAUAUGUGUAUAAAGCAAAAUAUUAAGCAUGAUUCGUAAAGGAGGGCUGCCUAACGGAGGUUCGACUAAAGGAGUCUCAUAUUGGCCGCAGUCUGGAAAGUUUGUAGUUUGCAGCAUAAUACUAUUUUACAUAUUAAAACAAAAAUUAGCUGCACCCUUUGCAAACUUUCCAGUCAGGAAUAUAGUUACUAUAGAUUGUGAGACUUGUGUAAACAAAACAGAUUUUAUAGAAUGUUAAAUAUUGAAUUCCAUUUAGUCAGUGUGCUAAUAUCCUACACAUGUAGUCUGUACUAACAUUAGAGGAAACCUGUCCAAUAUACCCAAAUUAUAUAUUUUUGUAAUUUGUUGUUUGUAGGUGAGGUAUUUAAUUUUAGAAUAAUUUUUGUCUGAGACACACAGUUUCUGAAACUCACAUUUCCUGUUACAAGAUUUUUAUUAGAGAGUCUUUGUAUAAAUAGAUGAAUUAACUCAAUAUUUACAAAUACUAUGUAUACAUUCAUGCAUACAAUGUAAAAUUUGUAAACAAAACUAACUUCUAGUUAAUAUCUAUGCAAAGUAAACUAUAAAUUAUGCACACAGAUGUCAAUGAAUAUCAGACAUCGUAGAAAGUGCAAGAAAACACAUCGUACAUUGUAAAAAAUGACUACAAAUACCUCAGCAAAGUGGCAUUUUCAUUUCGCCUAUAGUUUUCACUCCUACGACGAUCGAAAAAGAGAAAAAAUCGUAAAAUAUUGCAAACUAAGUGUGAUGAAUUCACUUUUCCAAUACGCGUACUGACGUUGAAAGUUUUAAACACAAAUUUAACCACACAAUCCCUCCCUCGGGCAAAUAAAACGAGUUUAUUUUCAUGUUUGUUGCCUCAAAAUAAAAUUGUUGCCGCCAUUUUGAAAUUUAAUGUCGGGGGGGUGACUGCCUCUAGUCACUUGCUAAGCUAUGCGCAGUACGGCAUGCGCACUGACGAAGCCCUUACGCUUUUUUGACUGAAGUCGGACAUCUGGUCCUCUUAAUCUGUGACACUACUAACCUGUUGCGAGAGUUGGGGCUUUAUCCUCAUGAGGAUAAGUCAGUUACCACUCCUACGCAAAUCAUACAACAUCUGGGGUUUCUAUUGAAUUCAAAUAGAUAUGACUGUUUCACUUACCAAUGAGAAAAUUAACAAGCUUAGAGAAAUAGCUCAGUUGGUACUCAGUCAUUCCUCAAUGACCAUUCGACUAGUUGCCAAGUUGGUGGGGCACAUGGUCUCCUGUUUCCCAGGGGUAGAGUUCGGGGAACUUUACUAUAGACAAAUAGAAAUUGAAAAAUCUACAGCCCUAAAACUUGCCAAGGGGAAUUUUGAUGCCACCAUGACAUUAUCUGAUAAUGCUAUAUCUGAUAUUCAAUGGUGGAUUUUUCAUGCCCAUUUAUCAAAAAAGGCUAUUGAUCAUGGCAGUAUUGAUGUUGUCAUGACAACAGAUGCAUCUUUGCUGGGAUGGGGUGCCAGCAAAGGGCAAACAUCUGUUGGUGGAUGAUGGUCUGCUGAUGAACAGUAACACCAUAUCAACUACCUAGAACUAAAAGCAGUGUUGCUAGGGCUACAGUCUUUAUGCAGUAUGUUAUCAAAGUGUCACAUAAAAGUGUUAACAGACAAUACUACUGCAGUUGCAUAUAUCCGUAAUAUGGGAAGCACCCAUUCUCUACUUUGCAACAGCAUGGCUCGGGAAAUCUGGCAGUGGUGUAAGGAGAGAGGCAUAUGGCUCUCUGUUUCACACAUACCAGGUGUUGAUAAUGUUUUAGCAGAUAAGGCAUCACAAGUUUUUGAUGACACUACUGAGUGGAAACUUAAUGAAGCAGUCUCUAUCAAGCUCUGGGGGAAACCUGAGAUGACAUGUUUGCUUCCAGACUGA
Molecule: messenger RNA, 9127 nt
Organism: Paramuricea clavata
Lineage: Eukaryota; Metazoa; Cnidaria; Anthozoa; Malacalcyonacea; Plexauridae
Source: the annotation of a GenBank genome assembly